Zerene cesonia (dogface butterfly) is the source of this 2410-nucleotide messenger RNA. It is a transcript of the gene Chpf, whose product is annotated as chondroitin sulfate synthase 2. Lineage: Eukaryota; Metazoa; Arthropoda; Insecta; Lepidoptera; Pieridae. The transcript has 11 exons. The record is from RefSeq and is a predicted model, not a curated record. Gene Ontology annotation, molecular function: glucuronosyl-N-acetylgalactosaminyl-proteoglycan 4-beta-N-acetylgalactosaminyltransferase activity. Gene Ontology annotation, cellular component: Golgi cisterna membrane. Bases 152 to 2410 code for a protein of 752 amino acids.
UAAACAGUUAUGUUGUCGCGUUGACGGAUCAUAUGUGGAACAGAAUUGCAUACUAUAAAAAGAUUACAACGGAAGUGUGUUGUUAAAUUUUUCUCCGAUGACCACUACGAUAUUAUAAAUGCAACAUCUAUAAGAAAUAUAUAAAAUCACAAUGCUGUCGCGUUACGUGGUAUCGCAAGUGAAACACAAUUCCUACUUUCUGGUGGGGUUAGCGCUGGGACUAUGGGUGGCCCUAGCGAUGGUACCCUUGGAAGAGGAUAUGGAAGCGUGUAUGGCGGAAAGCGUGAGCGCCGAACCGUUUCCUGAUGACUUCGAACCCCACAGAGAGGAGAAGCCGCUUCGGUCCGCGGGCCAGUCGGGUCGCAGCGUGCAGCGCCCGAGAUACUACAGCACGGAGCUGGGCAUACGGGGGCGCUUGCUUGCAGGUGCACUCAGUUCUGAAUCAGCUCUAGAAACUCGCGCAGCUGCUCUGAAUAAGACAGCAUCGCAACUGCAGCCUGCGCUGAGAUUCUUCAUAACUGCAAGUGCUCUACAGGCAGCACCAGGCAAAGCGAAUGUUGUAGGUUUUACUGACACAAGGGAGAUGUUGAAGCCCUUCCAUGCCCUCAAGUACCUCGCUGAUAACUAUCUAGAAGAGUAUGACUUCUUCUUUCUAGUGUCAGAUACUUCAUAUGUAAAUGCCAGGCGGUUGAAUGAGCUUGUAUCGAGAAUCAGUGUCAGUCAAGAUGUUUACAUGGGGACCAUGGCAGAAGAUGAUACACAUUAUUGUACAUUAGAGGGCGGCAUCCUGCUGUCCAACUCGGUGCUGCGCGCCGUGCACGGCGAGCUGGACUGGUGCGUGCGCAACUCGUACUCGGCGCACCACCACGAGAACCUGGGCCGCUGCGUGCUUCACGCCAAGCACCUGCCCUGCACCGAACGAUUGCAGGGCGAGGAGUACGUGUCGGUGCGGCUGGCGGACGGCGCGGGCGGCGCGGGCGGCGCGGGCGGGCUCACACCCGCGCUCGCGGGCGCCGUCACCGCCGCGCCGCUGGCGCUGCCCGAACACUUCUACCAGAUACACGCUUACGUCUCGCGGGUGCAUUUAGAGAACGUGCGCAGCGAGAUCCGGUCGGCGCGCGGCGCGGCGGCGCGCAGCUCGCGCCGGCACCCGCGCGGCUUCCGCAACGCCACGUGGCCGCCCGCGCUGCGCCGCGACGCCGGCCUCGCCAGCCCGCCGCCCACGCGGUUCGACCACCCGCGCUGGACGCGCUUCAACGGCUCACACGCGUUCCUGCCCGACGAGCUGCGCGCCGCCGCGCCGCUCGCCGCCGCGCAGCGCCGGGCCCGCGACAUGAUACUGGAGGAGAGCGUCGCGUGGGCGAAGCACCGCUGGGGCGCCAGCGAGGCGCGCCUCGUGGAGGGCGCCUGGUGCUGGGAGCCGCCCUACGCGCUGCGCUACCGCCUGCUGCUGGCGCUGCGGGGCGUCGGCGAGGGCGCGGGGGCGUCGGCCGGGGGCGCCGCGCGGGGCGCCGGGGCGCUGCGCCAGCUGGAGGCGGUGCGGCCGCUGGGCGCCGCGCGCCUCGCGCCCGCUCGCUACGUCACCGAGACGGGCCGCGUCACGCUGCUGCUGCCCGUGCCGCACGCCGACGCCAGCCUCGCCCUGGGUUUCCUGCGCCGCUACGAGAGCACGUGCGUGCAGCGCGACGCCAACACGGCGCUGGUGGUGGUGCUGGUGCGGCGCGGCGCGGCGGCCGACGGCGCCGACGCGGCCGCGCUGCGCGACGCCGUGCGCGCGCUCGCACUCAAGCACCGCGCCGAGCUGCGCGAGGAGAGCGCGGGGGAGGCGGACGGGAGCAGGGGGGAGGCGGAGGGGAGCUCGGCGGAGGCCCGCUGGGAUGAGGCGGCGCGCGUGGCAAUGUGGCAGGCGGCCGCGCGACUCGCCAAGGACACACUCAUACUGCUGCUGCCGCCCGAUGCUGAGUUCACUGAGGACUUUUUGAACAGAGUCCGCAUGAACACGAUCGCGGGCGAGCAGUGGUUCCUGGCGAGCGGGUUCGCGCGCUUCGCGCACUUCGCGCACCCGCACUUCGUGGAGCCGGACGGCAGCCGGCCCGCGCGCGGCACCGGCCGCUUCGCGCCGCGCGCCGCCGCGCUCGCCGUGCACCGCGCCGACCUCACGCUGGCUCGCGAAAUGUGGUUGUCGGCGGGCGGCGCGGCGGGCGCGGCGCCGGCGGACCUCAUGCGGCCGCCGCCCGCCGCGCCCUGCGCCCCCGCUGCCGGCGCCCCCGGCCGGGGCGCGGGGGGCGCGGCGCCCGAGCGGCUGGCGUGCCUGCAGCGCGAGCGCGACGCCAACUUCUCGCGGCUGAACCUGGGCGCGCGCCACACGCUCGCCAAGCUGCUGCUGCACUCGCAGGCGAUGCUCGCUUAG